Alosa sapidissima (American shad) is the source of this 3996-nucleotide messenger RNA. RefSeq names its product sideroflexin 3 (gene sfxn3). The record is from RefSeq and is a predicted model, not a curated record. Gene Ontology annotation, cellular component: mitochondrial inner membrane. Gene Ontology annotation, molecular function: monoatomic ion transmembrane transporter activity. NCBI's taxonomy places the organism in Eukaryota, Metazoa, Chordata, Actinopteri, Clupeiformes, Clupeidae. Gene Ontology annotation, biological process: monoatomic ion transport; serine import into mitochondrion. Bases 160 to 1128 code for a protein of 322 amino acids. The transcript has 11 exons.
UUGUGCUGCUGUUGUAGGUGACUUAUCUCCCUCUCUGAAUUCAAGGUAGAUAUGCUGAAUGUGUGUGCUGCUAACCAGUGUUAGAUACAAUUCAGAGGUCACUGUUUUAAAUCUUGCAAUAUUUGACGAUCAUAGACAGACACAGAGUCGAAGGUGAAGAUGUCUGGAGAUAUACCCCUCAAUAUCAACAUCAAGGAGCCCCGCUGGGACCAGGGCACCUUUAUGGGCCGGGCCCAGCACUUCUUCAUGGUGACGGACCCCAGGAACGUGCUGCUGUCCGGCGCGGUGUUAGAGGAUGCACGCGUCACUGUAGAGAACUACAGACAAGGUAUUGUGAGGCCUGGACUGACAGAGGAUGAGCUCUGGAGAGCCAAGUACGUCUACGACUCGGCUUUCCACCCCGACACUGGUGAGAAGAUGAUUCUGGUUGGACGCAUGUCUGCCCAGGUGCCCAUGAACAUGACCAUCACUGGCUGCAUGCUCACCUUCUACAGGACAACCCCAGCAGUGGUCUUCUGGCAGUGGGUCAACCAGUCCUUCAACGCCGUGGUCAACUACACCAACCGCAGUGGCGACGUUCCCCUGACAGUGAAUCAGUUGGGUGCAGCCUACGUCAGCGCCACGACUGGAGCAGUCGUCACAGCACUGGGCCUGAAGUCUCUCGCUAAGCACCUGCCUGCCAUCAUGAGUCGCUUUGUGCCCUUCGCUGCUGUCGCCGCGGCCAACUGCAUCAACAUUCCCUUCAUGAGACAGAGGGAGCUGAAGUACGGCAUCCCCAUCACCGACGAGGAGGGCAACCGGCUGGGCGAAUCGACCAAGGCGGCCCAGCAGGCCAUCGUGCAGGUGGUCGUGUCCCGGAUUGGCAUGGCCGUGCCAGCCAUGGCUAUCCCUCCUGUUAUUAUGAACGCACUGGAGAAGAAAGCCUUCAUGAAGCGGUUCCCUGUGCUCAAUGCUCCAGUCCAGGUUGGCUUGGUGGGAUUCUGUUUGGUGUUUGCUACUCCUCUGUGCUGUGCACUAUUCCCCCAGAAGAGCUCCAUGAGUGUGAGCAGCCUAGAGGCGGACGUUCAGGAACGGAUACGAAAGAGCAGCCCCCACAUCUCUACCGUCUUCUUCAACAAGGGCCUGUAGACACCCCCCACCUCACCCCCCCGUCUCACUCCGUAGAGCACACCGCACCCCCCCCCCCCCCUUCCUCUGCAGACAACUCAAAGGGUCCCAUACAAAUGUGUUCAUACUUUGAUAUUUUGUACUUCAGUGUUAAGUUACCUCCUCUGGUCCUCAACUCCAUACAAGGAAGAAAGAUGCCCUACUAUGCUGGAAGGAUGUCAUUAGGUCUGACUCAAUGUAGGUUUUUUUUUUUUGUUUGCUUUAUGGUUACAGAGAUGAUGAGUGGGUGUUUUGUGGUUGUAGGAUGGGAAAGGUGGAUAUUUAAUUGCUUAUAACAAUUUAUCCAUUUCCAGCUAAGCUUUACUUGCUUUAUGUAUUUAUUUUCGUCUUGAGUUUUGCUGUUUUCCUUUAAUGUCUAUUUAUUUAACUCGUAUUUAUGCUUUCUUUGAGUCUUUGAGUUGCUUCUUUAUGUGUUUCACAGUGGUUGGUCAAUCCUUUUCUUGGUGAUGCAGAUCAUUACCAUUGUGUGUCAUCUUGUCCCCUCCUUCUGUUACACAUAAAAUAUAUAUAUAUAUUUUUUUUUUACUUUUCAAGAAGUAUGAACUCGUUGUGUAACUUACAGGUUGUAACUUUUUCGCUUGCUAGCUCGCUCACACACGUACACGCACAUACACACACACACACACACACACACACACACACACACACACACACACACACACACACAGCAUGCUCUGUCCUGUGCUCACAGAAGUGCUCUUAAACUCCAUGUCCUUUACACACACUCAGCAGCAGGUGCUGAAUGGCUGUACAAGCCCACCUGUUUCUUCUCUCGUUCAGCGUUUCUUGCCUCUGUUGGGUGUGUGUGUGGGUGGGUGGGUGAGCACAAGUCCCUCCCUUUAGCAAGUAUACCCACAUCCAUUAAAAGCUGGUGAGAACCCACCAGCAUCCUCAGGUCAGCCCACGACCAACUAAAUGGGUUAGCCCCUGGGCAUAAUCUGACCCUUAGUGUCCCCUUGACUGUAAACAUUAAUGGUUUAAUUUGUGAUGUAUAGCAAGUGUGUCUGACAGAGAAUGUCUUGACUUGACUAUCUAAUGAUUGUGGAGUGUGGUUACUGAAUAUUUAUGGUGGCUAAAUGUUUUAUUCGAGUGAUUUCGUACUAUGUGGUACUUAUGAUCUGUAUUCUCCCUUGCCCCACACCCACUGAAUGCACCUCUCUGUAACACUUGACUUUCAUUCACAAGCUUAGUUAUUGAGUGUGCGUUAGCAGAGCACAUCGUGCUGCUAGCACAGUUUCUCUUCAGCGCAUCGGCCCUGAUGGACACAGGCAAUAACACUGUUCCUAGCAGAUAUUAAUAGUAUAUUAAUAACACAUUAACAGUAAGGACUAGUUUGUUUAACCAAGAGAUGUUGAGAUGUGCAGGGUUAAGCAGCCACGCACCGCCAGCCAAACAGAUCAAACUGUGCAGUGGUUAUGUGAUGUGGUUUUAUGACGUGGCUAUUUAAUUGUCAUCAUCAACUAUAGACUAUAUUUUUAGCUUCACUUAAAUGCAAAAUCUGUCCUUGUAUUUGGUAAGGAAAAUAGUUUUCUGAACCUUAGUACUCUAUGUUUGUGGUGUACUGUUGAAGAAAAAUGUAUUGCACUACCUGUUGUAUCCAUUAGGUGGCGUCAGGCACAGCCAUCCUAAACUCCUUUAUAGAUUUACUUCUGUGUGCAGUGGGUGCUUUGUAUGUGUUAGUGCUCUAAUAUGGUGAUGAGGGAUUGUUUAUCUGCGGAUUUGUUUGGGCCUAAACUAGUGCACUCCUAGAAGCUCUUCUGUUGUACGUUUAAAAUGCUCUGUUGGCUGUUUUUCUUUUUAUGAACCGAAACUGGUGGAACCAUUAUGCAAUGACCUAUGAUUGAUAUUUUAAAGAAAGGGCACUACCUGGCCCCAUUUGUGCAAACUGUUGUUGGUUGAUAUGUUACACACAGAUAUACACAGCAUGUUCUUCCGGUUUGUGUGGCCUGCUGUUGGACGGGCUCUGGCUUGUAGACCACAUAUCUGUGGGAGAUGAUGAAAAUGUGAUCCAGAGGACGUCUCGAUGUGCAGAUCAGUAACAUACAGUGCCCAGCUGUUACCAUGUAUCUCCAUCUUAUAUUUGAGGAAAUCAGUUGUCAUUUUAAAGGCCGUGGUGGAGGGGUCUUAUUGUCCCUGAAUUAAGUCUUGCACUAAGACCAUGACCUACUACAAGUAGACAAACUGCAGUACAUGAGAAGGCUGCUAUCUUGUUCAAAAAAUGUAAUGCAAUAUCGUUCAUGUUUCUGUAAUGUAUUUAAGAGUGGUGUUUAACAUGCUAUAUCAAUAUAUCUUUCUCAUCUUGUUGCACUUGUCUCACACUCACCACUUUGUUUUUUCAUCUGCUGUUUUUCAUGUAAACGGGCAUCUGACAUUUUAGAACAAAAUCCGCCUUUCAGAAAUAUGUUGAAUAUAUAUAUAUAUAUAUUGAAUGUUCAAGUAUAGAGUCCUGAGGCUUUGAGUUUCUGUGCAUUUUACAGUUCAAGAGGCCCAGCCAAAGAUAAUGUAUGUGUAACCAAUGACAAAAACGUAUAGCGGUGACAAACUACGUAAGCACAAUGUGUCUUUGGGUGUGAGUUGCUCCAGCUUUAAGUCAGGUGUGGUUGUUAAUGCAUUAAGCUGCAUAAGACAGGAUUAAAGUACUCGCGCACAUGAAUGUCAGCACAACUCCACUCACACGUCAGUCACUUAACGGUGCUCAUUCAUUUAUGUGUUCUGUUUGUUUGCAUUUUGUAUUCAUUUGGAAGACAUGUUACAUCUUCAUGGGAUGUAUUUACCCUGAACAAUGAAAUAAAGUGAAGUCAUGCACAGACAUGAACAAAUCUCCCACUA